AUGUCAGGGAAUUACGAUUACCCUCGUGCUUCUUCCUCUUCAACCCGCCGCUCCCGCAUAUCCCGUCAUUCUAGGCCUGACGAGCGCCCUGACAUCCUCCGUCUCCAGCAUCUCCGCAAUCUCGUAUCGGAACGAACUCGCUCCGGUUCUUACAACGCCUACAACACCAACUUUGCCUUGGAAACAUUAAAUCGAGAAAUCGCUGCGCAUUCUCUGGACCGAUCUCGCGAUCGUACCAACCUUGAGCAAGCUCGGGCCGACGUCGAUCGCCAACUGCACUCCGAGACAACUGGCCCCGCAGAGCCAACUCGGAGCAUUUGGCUCGACCAGAUUCGUUCAGAACGGGCUCGAACUUCGCUCUCCCCGGAGUCACAUUCCCUUCGCCAUCGUUUGCCCUGGCAAACGUUCCGACCGCCAAGCCCGGACGGAUCUUUAUCCAGGUCACCGUCUUUCAUGCCACCAUCCGGCCAGUCGGGCCGUGAUGGCCAAGGACGGAUGAAGCGUCGGAAGCUGGACACCGAUGAUAACCGCGAGGAAUUUCGAGGCUUCAACUAUGGUCAAUAUGGGCAAGUACUACCGGGAAUGCUGCAAAUGGAAAUCGCUAGCUGCGACGGAGGAAGCUACGAUCCGGAUAGCGGGUGUUCGCGCCCCGAGAACGUUUUGGACAACAAUACAAGCGUGUACUCUACCAGAGAAGCCCGCUGCAAUUUAGUCCUCUGUCACCGGGGCGAGGCCCCGUUCUGCUUGAAGAAGAUCGUUAUCAGAGCCCCUCAAUGCGGGUUCGACGCUCCAAUACAAGAAGGUAUGGUAUUCGUCGCGAUGACCUCUGAUGAACUGCUUGCCCGCACCGCCCAAUACCAAAUUCAAUACUCUAGCGGCCGAUACCGCCGUCGAGCCCGCCGCAGUGGCAUGCAACCAUCCCAGGAAUACCUCACUGGGUUCCGGCCACCACUUCAAAAUAUCGAACGCACAGUUCUCAUGAGCCCACAUUCAGCCGCUGUUCCGCAUACCGCAGAAGACCCGCAAGCGCAGUUCCGCAUCACCACCGAGUAUGACAAUAACGAAGAUUCUGGAGAUGACGAAGAAAGUUCUGCAUUUCUGGAGAGAACCCAAGCCGACCAGAUGGAAGAUCCUUUAUCGUCUACUGAUGAGAGUCCAAGCGAUGAGGAUGACUCUUCAAGACACCAGAGUCGCCGACAGGUUCAAUCGGAACGUUUGAGUGCCCUCAGCCGUGUUUCUGAGCAGAGACUACGCCAUAGCCCGAGUCUUGUGCAUCCACACCCCCUAGCCGAGCCUGCUCAUCCAACUGCCGAAGUUUUGAAGCCUCAUGCGCGCUUCUUCAUCGAGCGAGAGAAGAGCAUGGUUACCAUUAAAUUUGACCCACCCCCGUCUGGCCGGUUCAUUCUCAUCAAGCUGUGGAGCCCGCGAGCCCACGGGAAUAUUGACAUAGAAAGCAUCAUCGCACAUGGAUAUGCAGGUCCGCGGUUCUUCCCCAGUCUCGCUUCUCGUUAA
Messenger RNA from Penicillium roqueforti, 1512 nucleotides. RefSeq lists its product as uncharacterized. Lineage: Eukaryota; Fungi; Ascomycota; Eurotiomycetes; Eurotiales; Aspergillaceae. The record is from RefSeq and is a predicted model, not a curated record. Bases 1 to 1512 code for a protein of 503 amino acids. The transcript has 4 exons.